Messenger RNA from Sphenostylis stenocarpa, 246 nucleotides. The record is from the annotation of a GenBank genome assembly. NCBI's taxonomy places the organism in Eukaryota, Viridiplantae, Streptophyta, Magnoliopsida, Fabales, Fabaceae.
CUACUGUACGAGGCCUAUGCGCUGACACUGCACCCCUCCCCCCUCUCUCCUGUUAAAAGCAUGUGCAUCUUUAGAGCCUUGUGUGCGUUUGUUUAUGCUGAGAGUGACGAAUGCCUGUCCACAACCAUUUCAACUGUGGCACUGAAAAACAUGGCAUAUAUAUCCUCAUCUGUUACGGAAUUUUCUUAUUCUGAUACGGAGAUGGAAUCAGCCUUCACUUCUGCUUGUUCUAUAGGUACAGUUUAG